AGAAUAGGUAAGAAUGGCGGAUCGUCAUAGCAGCCCUGGCCAAGCACAGAGGCCAACUGCAAGAGCAGCUACCGGUGGCGGUGGCGGUACAUUCCUGAGGAAACUGCAAGUCCAUGCUCCCAAUUCCACACAACUUAUGGGUUUCUUAACGCUGAUGAUCUCUGGAAGUAUACUGCUUCUCCUCACAGGGCUAACGCUGAGUGCCAGCGUUUUGGGAUUGAUCUUCAUCACUCCGUUGAUCCUGUUGACCAGCCCGAUAUGGGUACCGGCAGGAACAUUGCUAUUGAUAGGUGUGAGUGGAUUCCUAUCCAUGUGUGGGUUCGGAGUGGCGGUGGUGGCAGGGCUAUCGUGGAUGUAUAAGUACCUCAGAGGGAGGCAUCCUCCGGGAUCUGACAGUUUAGAUUACGCCAGGAGAAGGCUUGCGGAUACGGCUUACCACGUCAAGGAUUACGCCAGGGAGUAUGGUGGCUACCUGCACAGUAGGGUCAAGGACGCCGCACCUGGCGCUUAA
Molecule: messenger RNA, 511 nt
Organism: Telopea speciosissima
Lineage: Eukaryota; Viridiplantae; Streptophyta; Magnoliopsida; Proteales; Proteaceae
Product: oleosin G-like
Exons: 1
Coding region: 14-511 (165 amino acids)
Biological process (GO): lipid storage
Cellular component (GO): monolayer-surrounded lipid storage body; membrane
Source: RefSeq, a predicted model, not a curated record